AUCCCAAACACCGUCACUGCCUUGUCGAUGAGAGCAAUACCUUUGUCCAUGACCUUGUUUCUGCCAUCUUUUUCGGUUUGGUUCGGUUCUUGCUCACCCCUAUUAUAUAUCACUAUUACUGAGAGGAUUUAGUGUAUAGAUAAAAAGAAAAUAUGAUAGUUUUGACUUCAAGUUGUGUAUUUGCGUGCUUCGUAUUGAUAUUUGUCGUCAAAUUCUUAUAUGAUGUAUGGUUGAAUCCAAUCCGAAUACAGAGUUCACUUAGGUCACAGGGAAUUAGAGGCCCUGCUUACAGAUUCUUUUAUGGAAAUUCACAAGAGUUAAUGAAUAUGAGAAACGAAGCCUUGCGCAGUUCAGCAGAAUUAUCGUCCCAUCAAAUGCUACCUAGAGUGCAGCCUCACAUUCAUUUCUGGACCAGGCUAUAUGGGAAGAACUAUGUGAGUUGGAUAGGUUCUCGUCCACAGCUGAUAGUUACUGAACCGGAUUUGGUUAAAGAGGCACUCUGCAAUAAACAUGAAAUGUACCCAAAACCAAAGUUUGAAUCUUAUAUGAAACAACUCUUUGGGGAUGGACUUGUAACUACUAAAGGAGAUAAAUGGCAUCGGCAGCGUAAACUGGCCAAUCAUGCAUUUCAUGGAGACAACUUAAAAGGCAUGAUUCCAGCAAUGAUCUUAAAUGUGGAGAUAAUGCUGGAGAGAUGGAGACAGAACGCAACAGGCAAUGACAUUGAUGUGUACAAAGAAUUCAAGCUAUUAACAUCUGAAAUUAUUUCUAGGACUGCCUUUGGAAGCAGCUAUUUGGAAGGGCAGCAGAUUUUUGACAUGUUAGGGAAGCUCACUCUUAUCCUUCACAGAAAUAGUUAUCGAGUUAGAAUUCGCGCAAUAGAAAAAUUUUGGAAACCAAGAGAUGACAUUGAAUCAGAAAAACUGGAGCAAGGGAUCCGCGAUUCGGUAUUACAGAUGAUAAAAAAGAGAGAAGAAAGCGAAGUUGAAAGCUGUGGAAGUGAUUAUUUUGGAGUACUCAUAAAAGCUUAUAAGGAAACUGAUAAAACCAAGAAAAUAACAAUACAAGACAUAAUUGAUGAGUGCAAAACAUUUUAUAUUGCGGGACAUGAGACUACCUCUAGUUUACUCACUUGGUGUAUGUUUCUUCUUGCAAUUCAUUCUGAUUGGCAGCAAAAAGCAAGGCAGGAAGUCAUUGAAGUAUUAGGCCAACAAAAACCUACUUCAGAUGAACUCACAAGAUUAAAGAUUAUGAGCAUGAUUGUCAACGAAACUCUAAGGUUAUAUGCUCCGAUUACCAAUCUGAUAAGGGAAGUUAAAAAGGGAAGCAAAUUAGGCAAGCUAUCAGCUCCUGCUAGAAUGGACUUACUCGUUCCACCUUUAGCUAUGCAUCAAGAUCCUGAGAUUUGGGGAGAUGAUGCUCACCUCUUUAAACCAGAAAGAUUUGCAGAAGGUGUAGCCAAAGCUACAAAGAAUAACAUUGCUGCUUUUGUUCCAUUUGGUUUGGGACCAAGAAAUUGUGUAGGCAUGAACUUUGCCCUAGCAGAAACAAAAAUUGCUCUCUCCAUGAUCCUACAGCGUUACAGCUUUACUUUGUCACCAAAUUAUGUCCACUCUCCUACUGUCCUUAUUGGGCUGUGCCCGCAAAAAGGUCUACAAAUCAAUAUUCAGGCAUUGUAAGAUUAUGUUUGGCUUAAGUAUUUGUAAGGCAUGUUGUAAUUUCCCUACAGGCAUAAUCUUGUCGUAGGACGAUGUGAUUCAAUCUCGAAGUCCACGAUUCAAUUU
Messenger RNA from Mercurialis annua (annual mercury), 1784 nucleotides. RefSeq names its product cytochrome P450 CYP749A22-like. Gene Ontology annotation, molecular function: oxidoreductase activity, acting on paired donors, with incorporation or reduction of molecular oxygen; iron ion binding; heme binding. The coding region runs from base 153 to 1679 and encodes 508 amino acids. The transcript has 5 exons. NCBI's taxonomy places the organism in Eukaryota, Viridiplantae, Streptophyta, Magnoliopsida, Malpighiales, Euphorbiaceae. The record is from RefSeq and is a predicted model, not a curated record.